AUGAGCGCAACUGUGGGCCCGAGUACGGCCAAAAUUAAUGACCUCAUGAGCCAGGUCCAGAAGUUGGAAUUGGACCUGAGCGAGGCUAAGAGACAUGAGCAAGCACGUUCCAGGGAGGCAUGGUUGAAGAUCAAGAUGCGGACGCGAGACGCUGAUGAGAAGUGGCUCGACUACAAACGGCAAUGGGACCUUGGCAAACGCGAUGCGGACGCGAUUUACAACAAAUAUAAGGAAGAAAAGCUCCAACGCAAACGUAUUGAUGCAGACCUCAAGCUGGUGAAAAUCAAGAAGAACAACGCCAUCAAAACACAACGUAAUCUCCAGCAACAACAAGAGCUCCAGAAACAACAACAGCAAUAA
Messenger RNA from Gregarina niphandrodes, 360 nucleotides. RefSeq lists its product as hypothetical. The transcript has a single exon. Lineage: Eukaryota; Apicomplexa; Conoidasida; Eugregarinorida; Gregarinidae. The record is from RefSeq and is a predicted model, not a curated record. Bases 1 to 360 code for a protein of 119 amino acids.